This is a messenger RNA of Boleophthalmus pectinirostris (great blue-spotted mudskipper), 1759 nucleotides long. It is a transcript of the gene tube1, whose product is annotated as tubulin, epsilon 1. NCBI's taxonomy places the organism in Eukaryota, Metazoa, Chordata, Actinopteri, Gobiiformes, Gobiidae. The transcript has 12 exons. Bases 120 to 1532 code for a protein of 470 amino acids. Gene Ontology annotation, biological process: mitotic cell cycle; microtubule cytoskeleton organization. Gene Ontology annotation, molecular function: GTP binding; structural constituent of cytoskeleton. The record is from RefSeq and is a predicted model, not a curated record. Gene Ontology annotation, cellular component: cytoplasm; microtubule.
CGAGGACGCAGAAGCAGUAGGCGGGCAAAAGUUUGCAAAUCCAAAAUUAAAGUUAAUGAAAUGAGUAACAAAAUGUGAGAGUAGCUUUUCUGCCAGGAUUUCAGUAGUAUGGGGCUAACAUGACGCAGUCAGUCGUUGUCCAGGUGGGGCAAUGUGGAAACCAAAUCGGCUGUAGAUUCUGGGAUCUGGCACUGAGAGAGCACGCCUACGUUAACAAAAAAGGACGUUAUGAUGAAGCUAUAGGAAGUUUUUUCCGAAAUGUGGAUUCUAGGCAGAACUGUGGUGUCCGUGUUGGUGAGAAAAUCCAUCAGCUGAAAGCUAGGGCUGUGCUGGUGGAUAUGGAGGAGGGUGUGGUCAAUCAGAUCCUGCAGGGGCCACUCAGGGAUGUGUUCGACAGCACACAGCUCCUCACUGAUGUGUCUGGCUCUGGUAACAACUGGGCAGUGGGCUACAUGACGUAUGGCUCUGCAUACAGAGAGCAGAUUGUAGAAAAGCUCAGAAAGACGGCUGAGCACUGCGACUGUCUGCAGUGCUUUUUCCUCAUCCACUCAAUGGGAGGAGGAACAGGCUCGGGCCUUGGCACCAGAGUCUUGCGCCUUCUUGAGGAUGAGUUUCCUGAAGUGUGCCGAAUAGUGACAUCUGUUUAUCCAUCAGAGGAGGACGAUGUGGUCACCUCUCCUUACAACAGUGUCCUGGCCAUGAGGGAGCUGAGCGAGCAUGCUGACUGUGUCCUACCUGUGGAGAACCAAUCUCUGGUGAACAUAGUGAACAGAAUCAGUCGCUACAGUGGAAAAGCAGGCUCAACAAUGAGAAUGGACAGUGCCGUUAUUUCAGGCCAUGGGGGGCUGUCAGCUGGUAAGAAGCCCUUUGACACCAUGAACAACAUUGUGGCCAACCUCCUGUUGCAUAUGACCAGCUCAGCACGAUUCCAGGGCUCUCUCAACAUGGAUCUGAACGAGAUUCCAAUGAACCUGGUGCCCUUUCCACGGCUACAUUACCUGGUCCCCAGUCUAACUCCACUUUACACCUUGGCAGAUGUUAGCAUGCCCCCCAGGAGACUUGACCAGAUGUUCAGUGAUGCCUUCAGUAAGGAGCAGCAGCUGAUUGAAGCUGAGCCGAGGCACAGUCUGUACCUGGCCUGUGCCCUCCUGCUGCGGGGAAACGUGGGAGUGUCGGAUUUGCAGAGGAACAUCCAGAGACUGAGGCCCACUUUGCCUUUCAUCUGGUGGAACCGGGAGGGCUGGAAGGCGAGUCUAUGUUCUGUACCACCAGUUGGACACAGCCACUCCCUGCUGGCUCUGGCCAACAACACAUGCCUCAAAGCCACCUUUAGCCGACUCCAUGAGCGCUUCAUGAAGCUCUACAGGAAGAAGGCUCACCUUCAUCAUUACUUGCAUGUAGAGGGGCUUGAGCAGAGUGCCUUUUCAGAAGCUGUGUCCUCUCUGAGCUCACUCAUCGCAGAAUAUCAACAGCUGGACAUAACCAAAGACAGAAUAGUACCAAACGCUCCUCGGCUUGGUAUUGCCACAUGAGCCCUGUUCUGCUGUAUAUUACUAUUUUUGUUCGUCCUACACGCUACACUAAUUUAACUUUUCUUUUUCCCUACACAAAUCUUUUUGUUUAUAAUAUGGCCCUCCGGGUUGGCAGCUCAAAUUUGUAUUACAUCCUUUAACCUUCCCAUCUGUUUGGACUGAGUAAAAACAACAGAACACAUUCAUUAAAAUGUUGAAAUCAUUUUUAAUAAAUACUGUGAAAAUGA